AUGUCGGCGUUAGCAACAAUAGGGCAAAUCGCAAACUUGGCAAUUGGAGUAACAACAAAUCCGCUAGCUCUAUUGGGAUUAGUACCCGUUUUUGCUGCUGGUCUCACAUUUAUGAGAUAUCUGUCGAUGGACCCCGAAGUGCACCCGAGGAAUACCCUCAAUGUUCGACCAGAAUACGACUUCAUAGUGAUAGGUGGCGGUUCAGCUGGUGCGGUAGUGGCUUCCAGACUAUCAGAGAUUUCCAACUGGACAGUUUUGCUGAUAGAAGCAGGAGGCGAUGAGAAUGAAGUAUCGGACAUUCCAACUUUAAGUGGGUACAUGCAAAUGUCCCAGAUGGAUUGGAUGUAUCAGACAUCUCCGCCAGGGGAUUCCCCUUAUUGUCUGGCUAUGCUUGGAGAUCGAUGCAAUUGGCCAAGGGGUAAAGUAUUAGGGGGUUCCAGUGUCUUAAACGCUAUGGUCUACGUCCGGGGUAACCGUCAGGACUACGAUUACUGGGAAGCUCAAGGCAACCCUGGUUGGUCAUAUGAUAACGUACUGCCAUAUUUCUUAAAAUCGGAAGAUAACAGAAAUCCUUACCUCUCGAGGACUCCAUACCAUCAAACGGGAGGUUAUUUAACUGUACAAGAAUCCCCAUGGAGGACCCCUUUAUCUAUAGCUUUUCUACAAGCCGGACGAGAAUUAGGUUACCAGAUUAGAGACAUUAAUGGAGAGAUCCAGACUGGAUUUAUGCUGACACAAGGUACAAUACGAAGAGGUUCACGAUGUUCAACAGCAAAAGCAUUUCUCAGACCAGUGCGAAACAGGCCGAACCUUCACAUAGCGAUGUACGCACAAGCCACCAAAAUCAAAAUAAAUCCAAAGACCAAAGAAGCCUUUGCAGUGAGGAUUAUCCGAAACAACAGACCUCAAACCAUCCGUGCCAGGAGAGAGAUCAUUUUAAGCGCGGGAGCAAUUGGCAGUCCCCAACUUCUGAUGCUAUCUGGUGUAGGUCCGAAGGAACAUUUGGAAUCAUUUAACAUACCAGUCCUGAGCGAUUUGAAAGUUGGACACAAUCUACAAGACCAUGUAGGCUUGGGUGGGUUAGCUUUUACAAUCGACGAUCCCAUCAGUUUUACCAAGAAACGUUACCAAACUUGGCAGGUUGCCUUGGAGUAUAUCAUGAAUGAGAGAGGUCCUAUGACAUCAAUUGGAGGAGUUGAAGGUUUGGCAUUUGUGAAUACAAAAUACGCUCCAAAAUCGGGGCUAUGGCCAGAUAUCCAGUUCCACUUCGCUCCAAGCAGUGUAAACUCAGAUCCAGAUCAAGUACGAAAGAUCACAGGAUUACGGGACAGCGUUUACAACACAGUCUACAAACCUCUUAAAGACACUGACACCUGGACUAUUUUACCGCUUCUUCUUAGACCGAGAAGUACUGGAUGGAUACGGUUGAAAUCUAAAGACCCCAUGGUGUAUCCUGAUAUCAAUCCCAAUUAUUUCACUCACAAGGAAGAUAUUGCUACUCUCACGGAGGGGAUAAGAAUUGCGUUGAAUGUUUCGGCUUCACAAGCUUUCCAAAGGUUUAACUCUAGGCCACCACAAAAUCCCUUUUCCUGGUUAGUAUCAAAAGUUUUUUUUGACAAGAAUUUUGCCAAAUUUAGGAUAGAGAAAGCAAGACCUGUAUUUAAAAAAAAUGGCUCAGCUAUUUAA
Messenger RNA from Diabrotica balteata, 1686 nucleotides. Lineage: Eukaryota; Metazoa; Arthropoda; Insecta; Coleoptera; Chrysomelidae. The record is from the annotation of a GenBank genome assembly.